This is a messenger RNA of Emys orbicularis (European pond turtle), 684 nucleotides long. It is a transcript of the gene SPCS1, whose product is annotated as signal peptidase complex subunit 1. The transcript is spliced from 4 exons. Gene Ontology annotation, cellular component: signal peptidase complex; endoplasmic reticulum membrane. Gene Ontology annotation, biological process: protein targeting to ER. The coding region runs from base 311 to 616 and encodes 101 amino acids. NCBI's taxonomy places the organism in Eukaryota, Metazoa, Chordata, Testudines, Emydidae. The record is from RefSeq and is a predicted model, not a curated record.
GAGCAAGGCUGCGCUGCUUCCGGCCAGCUCAGCGUCUAUCUUCCGGACUCGGACCCGCUCCUUCGCCGCCGCUGGUGGAGUGUCGACGCGGGCUAGGCGGUCCGGCAGGGAGGCUGCCGCCCGCGAGAUCUCGCCUCCCUCCUCCUCCAAGGCCGGUGCCGACUUUGGCUCUCAGGACGCGCCUGAAUUUUCCCCUUCGGAGGCUGAGCGCGUCUCCGAGGCCUGCGCUUCUCAGGGCGGGGCGGGCAAUUCCGAGGAGAGCAGCGAGAUCGGGGAGGCAGCCGGCGAGGCGACUUCCGUCGCUAACACCAUGCUGGACGUAUUCGGCUCCAUCCCCACCCAGAUGGACUACAAGGGUCAAAAACUAGCAGAACAGAUUUUUCAAGGAAUCAUUCUUGUUUCUGCGGUAAUUGGUUUCAUCUAUGGCUACAUCGCGGAACAGUUUGGUUGGACUGUCUAUAUAGUUAUGGCUGGGUUUGCUUUAUCAUGCCUGCUAACACUCCCUCCAUGGCCUAUGUACCGCCGCAAUCCUCUGAAAUGGCUACCUGUCCAAGAGUCGGGAACAGAAGAUAAGAAGCCAGCAGAGAGAAAACUGAAAAGGCAUACUAAAAGUUGAAGAAUAUGAACCCUCAUGAUGUAACAUUGGAUAAUUUUGCUUCAUUAAAGGUUUCUGUGAUAUUCCCA